Molecule: messenger RNA, 2671 nt
Organism: Labrus bergylta (ballan wrasse)
Lineage: Eukaryota; Metazoa; Chordata; Actinopteri; Labriformes; Labridae
Gene: cercam
Product: cerebral endothelial cell adhesion molecule
Source: RefSeq, a predicted model, not a curated record
GUCAACGUUACAGAGAUUUACUCAGAACUAGUGUCAGGCCAAAUCACGCCUUCAUCUAAUCUUUGGAUUUAUCGUUGUCAGACUUUCCUUGUGAGAUGGAACGGCAAUGCGGAAGUUGUAAUUCAACCCCUUUUCGUAACUUGGCCUGGAUUUCUUGAUGGAAAAAACGAGUAGCUUGUCUUAUAACUAGGGGGGGGGGGGUGUGAAGUUUUUUUUUUUUUUAGGGAAAACCCUUUUUUUUCUGGGACUGCUGACGCGUCCUGCGUGCCGAACCUGUGGAUUCCAAAGCCUCGCAGCUUCCACCAUGUUUCUUCACUUUUUAGCUUUAUGGGUCUUUGUUUCACAGGCUGACUGUUACUUCUCGGAGGAAAAGUAUCCGGAGGAGUCGAAAAUGCAGCCUCCGACCGUGGUUGUCGCGAUAAUAGCCCGCAACAAUGCUCACUCCCUGCCGUACUACCUCGGAGCUCUGGAGAGACUCAACUACCCCAAAGACCGCAUCACUGUGUGGGCGGCCACGGAUCACAACACGGACAACUCCACAGCCAUUCUGAAAGAGUGGCUCACUGUCAUGCAGAAGUUUUACCAUUAUGUCGAGUGGAGACCGAUGGACAAGCCCACGUCGUAUGCGGGAGAGUUGGGUCCAAAACACUGGCCCAACAGCAGAUACGAGUAUGUAAUGAAGCUGAAACAGGCAGCUCUCAACUUUGCCAGAAAACGCUGGGCCGAUUACAUUCUGUACGCUGACACAGACAAUAUUCUCACCAACCCAGAGACACUCAACCUGCUGAUAGCAGAGAACAAGUCUGUCAUCGCUCCCAUGCUCGACUCUCAGGGAGCGUACUCCAACUACUGGUGUGGUAUCACUCCUCAGGGAUAUUAUCGCCGAACAGCAGAGUAUUUCCCAACCCGACAUCGCCACAGACUGGGCUGCUUCCCCGUCCCCAUGGUCCACUCCACCAUGCUGCUGGAUUUAAGGAAGGAAGGCAUGAAGAAGCUGGCCUUCUUCCCUCCUCAUGAUGACUACUCGUGGCCUUAUGAUGACAUCAUUGUGUUCGCCUUCUCCUGCCGGGCUGCAGAGAUACAGAUGUACCUGUCUAACAAGGAGCGCUAUGGCUACCUUAACGUCCCGGCAAAACCUCAUCACACCCUGGAGGAUGAUCGCCUCAACUUUGUCCAUGUUCAUCUCGAUUCAUUAAUUGAUGGUCCUCCAAUGCAUCCCUCCCGCUUUGUCCACAUGUUCCCCAAACAGAGAGACCUCAUGGGCUUUGAUGAGAUAUAUCUGAUUAAUCUGCGGCGACGUAAGGACCGCAGAGACCGCAUGCUGCACUCUCUGAACGAGCUGGAGGUUGAUGUCAAGGUGGUGGACGCUGUGGAUGGAAAUGCACUGAACAGCAGUGACAUAAAGAUCUUGGGUGUGGACCUGCUGCCAGGCUACUACGACCCCUUCUCUGGACGCACGCUGACCAAAGGAGAGGUGGGCUGCUUCCUCAGCCACUACUUUAUCUGGAAGGAGAUGGUGGAUUUGCAGAUGGAUAAGGCGCUGGUCUUUGAGGACGACGUUCGUUUCCAGGCCAACUUCAAACGACGAGUCCUCAGAUUGAUGGAGGAGGUGGAGCAGGCUGAGCUGGACUGGGACAUUAUAUACUUGGGCAGGAAGCAGGUGAAUCCUGGAAAAGAGGAGGCAGUGGAGAACGUUCGAAACCUGGUGAUGGCUGACUACUCGUAUUGGACUCUGUCCUAUGCCAUCUCCCUGCAGGGAGCCCAAAAACUGCUCAAUGCUGAGCCUCUGUCCAAGAUGCUGCCUGUUGAUGAAUUCCUCCCCAUCAUGUAUGACAAGCAUCCAAACGAGAACUACAUGUCCCAUUUCCCCAACAGAAACUUACAAGCCUUCAGUACACGCCCCCUUCUAGUUCAGCCUUGUCACUUCGCCGGUGACCCAGAGUGGGUCAGCGACACAGAGACGUCGACUCUGUGGGACGACGACUCAGUACGCACAGAUUGGAGGGGUUCCCACAAGACCCUGAAAGGGGCCGCUCCACCCGAGAUGCUUUCAGCUGCCUACAAGGACGAACUGUAGUACGAACAGACGGUGCUGGACGUGUGUCAAAGGUCAGGAGUUCACACAGCGAGACCCUGAGAAGAGCGUUCAGUGUUUUCAGACUUUAUUUCAAUCCACUCUGUGUCACAUCACUGACAUGCUCAGUAUCAUGCAAACUGGACUUUGUUUUUUCAAAGCAUGUAAGCAGGUGUUUGAUACAAAAUGAUUUAGUGUAUUUUUAGUGGGAAAUAAACAAGGGAUGGUGAAAGAGAGUGUGUUUAAAGAUUUGUAAAACAAUGUGUUUUAAUACUUGUACAGAUAUCUUAACAAAACUCAUUUUUCUCUUUCAUUUCUCUUUUCCAGUGUUGCUUUAUCCAUCAGUCUAUCCAUUUUUUCUCUCCCAUUUUUGCAUGUCUUACCUCUUUCUUAUCUUUAACAGAUAGAGUUAUGUAUUACAGAAUAGCUCGACUGACCUAAAUCAACAUCUUUCAUGACUUUUUGAACAGAUUAAAAGCUGAGGUACCUCAUAGUUUUAAGGAAUGUAUGUGACUGUUCAAGUGCUUUAUUCAGGAAAUAUGUUAGUUUAACACAUUGAAUGUUUGUAUCUAAAUAAUUAAAGUAUUUCAAAAUGUU